This is a messenger RNA of Cylicocyclus nassatus, 627 nucleotides long. The record is from the annotation of a GenBank genome assembly. NCBI's taxonomy places the organism in Eukaryota, Metazoa, Nematoda, Chromadorea, Rhabditida, Strongylidae.
AUGGCAUUCACAUUACACAAAAAACCAAUAGCAUACAGUGCUAAAUCCUUGGGUACCUUGGUGGAAAAAUACAGAGGUUACUCCGAAGGGGUCUCGACCAGCGGGAAUGAGACGAAACAGCUCGAUGAGCUUUACAAUGCUGCAGACCUGAUCAGCGGAGGAAUUGAGCUCAUCAGGGAGAGCAGAGACGCACUCCAGAUCUUGGUAGACAAGCUGGAUAAGCAAUUCGACGACCUAAAUGUAAAAGGUAAUCGUAAAGAACUGUUAGCUGAAAUCGAAGAAAUCGACAAAGACACGCAAUACAGCGAAAAAAUCGCGGCUGCUAACGACACAAUGUACGUGCUAAAAGCGCGAUUGAACGAAACUCGCACGAAAGCGAAAAGACUUGCAAAGAAGCUGGAUAUGCCAGUACAUACCGAAACGGUAUCGACACCUAGCGAUGCAGCAAUGAAAGGUGAAAUCAACGGAGAAGAUAGAGAGUUCUCCGCCAAUGCAGGGGCAUGGUUAUCCGAAGACCUAUUGAUAAAUAGCGUCGUAGAGUCAGAAGACAUGAUGUGUCGAACUCUGAAACCAAAACAGCUCAAAAUACCGAGGACAGCCUCAAGGGAAGGGCGGAAAUUGCCGUGA